Molecule: messenger RNA, 3285 nt
Organism: Capsella rubella
Lineage: Eukaryota; Viridiplantae; Streptophyta; Magnoliopsida; Brassicales; Brassicaceae
Exons: 1
Coding region: 1-3285 (1094 amino acids)
Biological process (GO): proteolysis
Molecular function (GO): aspartic-type endopeptidase activity; nucleic acid binding; zinc ion binding
Source: RefSeq, a predicted model, not a curated record
AUGUCGCCGGCAAAGAAAGACGAUGAUCACGCCAUGAAUUGGGCAGAACUUCGUUCUACCUUACUCACGAUGCACGAGUCCAUGAACGCCACGAUUCAGACUUCCAUCCAAUCAUCAAUGCGAGAGUUAGGAGACACGCUAGCACAACACCUUCAAUCACGAGGCCACAGAGAAGACAGAAGAGAGGAAACACUUGAGGGUAACCCGUUUGCUCAUCAUCGACAUGAUCACAACAACGAACUUGUGGUUCGUAGACAAGACACUCGCGACUCGCGUUGGGAAGCUGGAUUCAAAGUUGACAUUCCCGAAUUUAGUGGUGGAGUCCGUGGUGAUUCAUUAAUCGACUGGUUAGUGACAGUGGAAGAGAUCCUUAGCUUCAAACAAGUUCCACACGAUAGACGUGUUGCCCUUGUCGCAACGAGAUUUUGCGGUCAUGCGGCGUCCUGGUGGCAGCAACUUAAACUCACUCGUGCUCGCACAAAUAAGUCACCGAUUGAUUCAUGGGACAAAUUGCAAAGGAAGCUCAAGGAGACGUUCUUACCACACAAUUAUGAUCGCACCAUGUAUACGAGACUUCAAAAUCUCAAACAAGGAAGCCGCACAGUCGAUGAGUAUGCCGAAGAAUUCUAUGUCCUUCUUACACGAAAUGACAUCAAUGAUAGUGCACCUCAGCUCGUUUCUCGUUUCAUUGGAGGCUUGAGGCCACAGUUACAAAACUCUUUAGCCCAAUUUGAUCCCACUUCAGUCGCCGAAGCUCACCGUCGUGCCGCAUCUUUUGAACUGCAACAUCGUUCGUCAAAUUGGAGUAGUUCGUCCAACAGAUCACGACCUCCUGACCCUACAAGCACCACCGCCGACGCCAGCCCUCGUGACACCUCGGAAGCUCACCCUACCGUUCCUCGUCCGGCCCAGUCGCAAGAGGAGCAACAACUACGACGCUCUACCCGUAAUGCCCUCUGUUGUUAUAGCUGCGGAGAACCGGGUCACCGCCAGACCUCGUGCCCCAACAAAACCAGACGUGGUCUUCUUGCAGGAGAGAACGAGCCGGAUCAAGAACCUCUUUAUGAUUCCGCAGGAGAAGAACACACGGACGAUGGCGAGACUGUCCUCCCAUUGGUGCGUCCUACACGUGGUGAUAAUGGACCAUUGUUACUUGUGAGCCGUACGUGUUUGGUGCCCGCAGCCAAAACAGAUUUAUGGUUGCGUACUAACAUUUUUCGAUCCACCUAUACGAUUAAGGGACGUUUGUGUGCUGCAAUUUGCAAUUUUAAUAUUGAUUCAGGUAGCUCUCACAACAUUAUUGCUGAAGAGGCGGUUCGCAAAUUAGGUCUUCCUGUGGAGAUUCAUCCGACGCCUUACCAUCUCGGCUGGCUAACUAAUGGGGUUAGUAUGAGGGUUACUCACCGUUCCUUAGUGCCAUUUUCGAUCGGCCCGUAUUACAAAGAUCGUAUGUAUUGUGAUAUUGCACCUAUCGAUGUCUGCCAUUUGCUUCUUGGACGACCAUGGGAAUAUGACCGCAAAAUAAUUCACGAUGGAGUAAAAAAUACUUACCGUAUCAUAUGGGAGACACACCAAAUCCUCCUAUUACCAGGUCGUGAGACUCCCGCAGAACACAAGCCUUCCACACCGCCGUCUCAACAGGCUCCUCCAUCUUCAGCUAUGCCACCGGAGCCGUCUUUAUUCUGUUCCUACUCCACGUUUGAACAAGAAUUUCACAAGGAGGGUUUCGCAUUUGCUGUGUUAGCCAAGCGCGCUGUGACUUACACCACAUUGACGUCUUCUCCCCGGUAUGAAUCUUUAAUUCAUGAGUUUGCUGAUGUGUUUCCUUCUGAACUACCACCAGGCCUACCUCCUCUUAGUGACAUUCAGCACCAAAUUGAUCUACUUCCCGGUGCUACGCUCCCAAAUCGCCCUCAUUACCGUAUGAGUCCACGCGAACACGAAGAACUCCGUCGUCAGGUCGAAGAUUUACUCACUAAGGGCUACAUUCGGGACAGCCUAAGCCCUUGCGCUGUGCCAGCGUUGUUAAUCCCGAAGAAAGAUGGUUCUUGGCGUAUGUGUGUGGAUAGCCGGGCCAUCAAUAAAAUCACCACCCGCUACCGUUUCCCUAUUCCUAGGCUGGAUGACUUGUUAGACCAGAUUGGGAAGUCGACUAUUUUUUCAAAAAUAGAUCUUAAGAGUGGUUACCACCAGAUACGUAAACGACCCGGAGAUGAAUGGAAGACCGCUUUUAAGACACGGGAAGGCCUUUUUGAAUGGCUUGUAAUGCCAUUUGGGUUGUCUAACGCACCGAGCACAUUUAUGAGAGUCAUGAAUCAAGCGCUCAGACCAUUCAUUGGAAAGUUUGUGGUCGUCUAUUUUGACGACAUCCUCAUUUUUAGCACCUCCGAGGACGCACACCUUGAGCAUUUGCGAGCUGUUCUUCAGGUUCUACGGCGUGAACAGUUAUAUGCGGGUAAGCAGAAAUGUGAGUUCGGGGCCACGGAAGUUCUCUUUCUUGGCUAUGUAAUUUCGGAUAAAGGACUGGCGGUUGAUCAAGCCAAAGUCGAAGCUGUUCGCUCCUGGCCUGUUCCUCGCACCGUCACCAAAGUUCGAAGCUUCCACGGUCUCGCAUCUUUUUAUCGGCGUUUUGUGCACCACUUCAGUUCGAUCAUGGCUCCCAUCACAAAUUGUAUGAAAGACGGUACAUUUACUUGGACUACCGAAGCUGACACCGCGUUUGCCCUCAUCAAAGAAAAACUCACCACCGCCCCGGUGUUGGUUUUACCGGAUUUCACCAUUACGUUUGAGCUACAUUGUGAUGCUUCAAAACUCGGGAUUGGAGCCGUUCUAAGUCAGCUGGGGCGACCAGUAGCAUAUUAUAGUGAGAAGUUGGCGGGAGCACGUAGCCGUUAUAAUACCUAUGAUGUCGAGUUUUACGCUAUUGUUCAAGCAAUUAAACAUUGGCGUCACUACCUAGUACACCGCGAUUUUGUUUUGUUUACAGAUCAUGAAGCUCUCCGGCACUUGGAUAGCCAAGCAAAGGUUUCAGCUCGUCAUGCCACUUGGAUUGCAUUCUUACAACAAUUUACAUUUUCGAUUCGUCACCAGUCCGGUGCCUUAAACCGUGUAGCUGAUGCUUUGAGCCGCCGUCACGGUCUUCUCACCACGAUGCACAACACGGUCCUUGGGUUUGCAUCGUUCGCUGACCUUUAUGCCUCAAACCCAUUUUUUGGUCCUCUUGUUGCCGACGUGGAGCAUAAUCUUUCCUCCGAAUACUCCAUGCAAGAUGGGUUUCUUUUCUAA